UUCGUCGUAACUGCCGUUAAUAUGGGGAUAAUACUGUCCAGAUUUCAAAAAAAAAAGACAACCAUUGAAAUUUUGGAGAGUCUAGAUGCACAAAUCAAAGACAUCCAACAAUAUGGACAGACUACGGAACAAAGACACAAAAAAAUAGUAGGAACUAUCAUCAUUUAUGGAGUUGUCCUUUAUGUUAUGAUAGCAUUCAUCUUUUACUUUUGUUUCUUCCCAGCGUCAUUAUACGAUCAGAUCUUUUAUAUAACACCAUUACUAUUUUUUCCAAUUUUAAUACUUUUAACAAAGAAAAUGGUUUCAUGGUAUUAUAAUCGUAAAAUUACUCUUAAUCAAGAAAAAUUGUCUACUGCCAUGGCAGAGAAAAAGAAGAUAUUAAACGAAGUUACCGAAACGGAGACAUAUAAGAAAGCUAAAGAAAUAUUAUUAAAAUUUGCACCAGACGAAUUAACCAAUAAUAUGUCACCUUUAACUCCAAAGCUUAUUUCUCAUAGGAUGUCCGUACCAUCUGAGACACCUCGGCGUCCUACGCCACAGCCUGUAAUAUCUCCUCUACAUAGUGACUUAAGAAGAAGAAUUGUGACUACUCAAAAUCAGCCACAAAAUACACAGAUGGGUGUAUCUGCUUCUGGUCAAACGACACCUCCCAUUAAAUCGAUUAAUCAACCUUUAAAUGCUUCUUUCCAAUCUAGAAUAAUUAAUCCUGCAGUCAUGGGUUUUCGAUCACCAUUACCACGACCUGUGUUGCCACAACAAAGAACAGUCAUUGACCGUUUGGUUGAUUAUUUAGUAGGUGAUGGUCCUGCAAAUCGUUAUGCUUUAAUUUGUCGACAAUGUGAAUCACACAAUGGAAUGGCUCUGAAAGAAGAGUUCGAAUAUUUCGCAUAUAGAUGUUGUUACUGUGGUUUUUGGAAUCCUGCAAGAAAACAAAAGCCUUCUGCUCCAAAAUUAGAUUUUGAUAAUCCUGCUAUAACUUCGAGUGCAGAAUCCGAAGCUAAUUUACUUCAUAAUACAGACGAAGAGACAAUAAAACUUACUGACAAUGAGCUGGAAACAUGUACACAUUCAGAUACAGAUUCAGAUAUUGAAGUAGUUGAAAGACCAGGCGAAACAUCUGACAUUCCUGAAUCCGAAACCAAGGAGUUAUUAGAGGAGAAAAAAUCCGAGGAGAGUAAAGUACAGUCUGAUGAAAUUCAAUCGUAGCACUCAUAAUUUUUCUAUUCAAAUAACUAGCCUGAAGGCGAAAAAGGAUAUUUGUAAAUCAGAAUUUCAAGUAAGUUUAAAAUUUGAUAAAAGUAAAGAAAUAUAAAUAAG
Molecule: messenger RNA, 1317 nt
Organism: Atta colombica
Lineage: Eukaryota; Metazoa; Arthropoda; Insecta; Hymenoptera; Formicidae
Gene: Lnpk
Product: protein lunapark-B
Exons: 9
Coding region: 22-1206 (394 amino acids)
Biological process (GO): endoplasmic reticulum tubular network organization
Cellular component (GO): endoplasmic reticulum tubular network
Source: RefSeq, a predicted model, not a curated record